This is a messenger RNA of Tinamus guttatus (white-throated tinamou), 3170 nucleotides long. The record is from RefSeq and is a predicted model, not a curated record. NCBI's taxonomy places the organism in Eukaryota, Metazoa, Chordata, Aves, Tinamiformes, Tinamidae.
AUGACGGCCUACGUGGCGGGGACCUUCGUGCUCCAGAAGUGGCUUGUCCUGCUGACGGUUUCCAGACCCGGGAAGCGCGUGGGGAGCCGGCGCGUGCGACGCGGCCCCUCGCUUUGUGCCUUGCAGAUCGUGGACCUGCUGCUGACGCACGGCGCCGACGUGAACAUGGCAGACAAGCAGGGCCGGACGCCGCUGAUGAUGGCCGCGUCCGAGGGGCACCUGGGCACCGUGGAGUUCCUGCUGGCGCAAGGUGCCUCCAUUUCCCUGAUGGACAAGGAGGGGCUGACGGCCCUGAGCUGGGCCUGCCUCAAGGGCCACCUCGCGGUGGUGCGGUCCUUGGUGGAGAACGGAGCGGCCACGGACCACGCCGACAAGAACGGCCGGACCCCGCUGGACCUGGCGGCGUUCUACGGCGACGCAGAGGUGGUGCAGUUCCUGGUGGACCACGGGGCCAUGAUCGAGCACGUCGACUACAGCGGGAUGCGCCCCCUCGACCGUGCCGUGGGGUGCCGCAACACCUCCGUCGUCGUCACCCUGCUGAAGAAAGGAGCAAAGAUAGGUUGUCAGACGUUACCGAGUCGCCCACGAGGUCCAGCAACAUGGGCGAUGGCCACCUCCAAACCCGACAUCAUGAUCAUCCUGUUGAGCAAGCUGAUGGAGGAGGGAGACAUGUUUUACAAGAAAGGUAAAGUGAAGGAGGCUGCCCAGCGCUACCAGUAUGCCCUGAAAAAAUUCCCCAGGGAAGGGUUUGGAGAAGACCUGAAAACCUUCCGGGAGCUCAAGGUGUCGCUCCUGCUCAACCUGUCCCGAUGUCGAAGGAAAAUGAACGAUUUUGGAAUGGCGGAGGAAUUUGCUACUAAAGCACUGGAGCUGAAACCGAAAUCUUAUGAAGCUUACUAUGCAAGAGCAAGGGCCAAACGCAGCAGCAGGCAGUUUUCAGCAGCCCUGGAGGACCUCAAUGAGGCCAUCAAGCUGUGUCCGAACAACCGUGAGAUCCAGCGGCUGGCCGCCGCCGCUGCCCGGGAGCCCGAACCCGAAGCCCAGCACGAAGAGCUCUAUUCCGUGCAAGACCUCUUUGAGGAGGAGUACCUUGAGCAGGAUGUAGAAAACGUAUCCAUUGGCUUGCAGACGGAGUCGAGGCCAAACCAAGGGCUACCCAUCAUCCAGAGCCCGCCGCCAUCCCCAGCUCACAGGGACUCGGCCUAUAUUUCUGGCUCGCCUCUUGGCUCUCAUCAGGUCUUUGACUUCAGGUCCAAUAGCUCCGUGGGUUCGCCAACCAGGCAAGGGUACCAGUCUACAUCUCCUGCUCUGUCUCCAACACACCAGAACUCCCAUUACAGACCUAGUCCUCCACACACUUCCCCUGCUCACCAGGGCUCCUCUUACCGCUUCAGUCCACCUCCUGUGGGAGGUCAAGGGAAGGAGUAUCAAAGUCCACCGCCUUCCCCGCUGCGUAGAGGACCUCAGUACCGCGCCAGCCCCCCUGCAGAAAGCAUGAGUGUUUAUAGGUCCCAGUCUGGUUCCCCGGUUCGUUAUCAGCAAGAACCUAGUGGUGUCAGUCAACUCCCUGGUAGACCAAAGUCUCCGUUAUCCAAAAUGACGCAACGGUCUUUCCAGAUGCCCCAGCUUCCCGUUGCGGUGCCCCAGCAAGGGCUGAGACUGCAGCCGGCCAAGGCGCAGAUUGUGAGAAGCAACCAGCCCAGCUCCGCCGUGCACUCGAGUACUGUAAUCCCAACCGGUGCUUACAGCCAAGUUGCCCACUCGAUGGCCAGCAAAUACCAGUCGCCGUCAGGGGAGAUGGGGGUUGGUCAGAGCAGGUUGGUCUAUCAAGGCUCAAUCGGUGGAAUCGUAGGGGACGGCAGACCAGUGCAACACGUUCAGGCAAGCCUCAGCGCGGGAGCCAUUUGUCAGCAUGGAGGUCUAGCUAAAGAAGAUCUUCCGCAGCGGCCUUCCUCGGCGUACAGGGGCGGGAUGAGAUACAGCCAGACGCCUCAGAUCGGACGCAGUCAGUCCGCUUCCUACUACCCGGUCUGUCACUCCAAGCUUGACCUGGAACGUUCUUCCCUUCCCUCCGGCCAACUGGGCUCUCCAGAUGUGUCUCAUCUUAUAAGGAGGCCCAUUACGGUUAAUCCCAGUGAAAUCAAGCCUCACCCACCAACUCCAAGACCGCUGCUUCAUUCUCAAAGCGUUGGCCUCAGAUUCUCUCCCUCCAGCAAUAGCAUUUCAUCCACCUCCAACCUGACACCUAACUUUCGCCCUUCUGCUUCUAUUCAGCAGAUGGAGAUUCCUCUCAAGCCAGCUUAUGACAGAUCAUGCGAUGAACUUUCUCCAGUCUCGCCAACUCAGGGGGGUUACCCCAGCGAGCCAGCCCGUUCCCGGACCACGCCGUUCAUGGGAAUCAUAGAUAAAACCGCUCGGACUCAGCAGUACCCCCAUCUCCACCAACAGAACCGGACCUGGGCUGUGUCAUCAGUGGAUAGUGUUAUUAGUCCUACAUCUCCUGGCAACCUCCCCCAGCCAGAAUCAUUUAGCCCGCCUUCUUCAAUCAGCAACAUUGCCUUUUAUAACAAAACCAACAAUGCACAGAAUGGCCAUUUGCUAGAGGAAGACUAUUACAGCCCCCAUGGGAUGCUAGCCAAUGGGUCCCGGGGAGACCUCUUGGAGAGAGUCACGCAAGCCUCCUCGUAUCCAGAUGUUAAGGUGGCUAGGACACUGCCUGUUGCACAGGCCUACCAGGACAACCUGUACAGGCAGCUCUCCAGGGACUCUAGACAAGGGCAGACAUCCCCAAUCAAACCAAAGAGACCAUUUGUGGAGUCUAAUGUGUGAAAGACGCUUGUUGGAGUAAGAUCCUUAUGUUUGCAGCACACACUUCCAAGCUUGAUUUCCAUGCAUAUUCUUCUUAUUAUUUUUAUUUCUCUUUGGUAGCUACAUGACCAAGUUUCUCCGGUACUUUGUGCGGUGGUCAGACAGCCAUGCACGUGCUCCAGCCCUCUUGUCACCCAGCUGACUGUGAAGCCACCAUGAGACGAGCCGGUGCCAUUUGCCCAACUCAAAGCAAGUUCCCUCCCGGUUUUCAGCUGUCAACCAGGAUGUUUUAGCACACGAUGUGGGGUAGGCGACAACCAUCCCCUCCACAGUGGGAGGCAACCAGCUCUUCUCAAGAGACA